AGCCAAAGCCGAGAUCCUCAAUUCCUCAUGACGCUAACGCCAAGCCCCGCGUAGCUCCCUAGGUAUAUCUAGAGUGGUAGCUGGAGCUAAGUCAACACUUCGGUAUGCGAAUUCCCAGCACCUCCGAACCACACCGCCACCACGAUGAUACCAAACUCCACCCUCCUACCGGCACUCACCAGCACCUUUCAGGAUCUCCUGGCGAAUCCGCCACCCGCAAUCCCUUCUCCCGUCACAGUCCCAAAGCGAGCUUCAGUAGCUCUCGUCCUCCGAGUGCAACCGAAUCCAGCACACCUGCCCGCGCCCACCGCGGGCACUCCGGCGAGCAUAGAAGAGUUUUUCCAGCAGGAGUGGGUGAGUCAUGGCGAGGUUGAGCUAUUGUUUAUCAAGCGCGCCGCGCGGAAGGGGGAUCGGUGGACCAGCCACGUGGCGUUUCCGGGUGGGAAGCGGGAUCCGGAGGAUGGCGGGGACCGCGAGGCGGCAGAGAGAGAGACGCUGGAGGAGGUGGGCCUGGAUCUGAGCACGGAGCCCAACUUGUAUUCCGGACAUCUGCCGGAUAGGAUUAUCACCACCAGCUGGGGAACGACACCACUGAUGGUCCUCUGUCCAUUCAUGUUCCUCCUGCUCUCGCCCACACCGCCGGCGCUGUCGCUGCAGCCGACCGAAGUAGCAUCGAUCCACUGGGUGCCACUGCGCACGCUGCUCUCGCCAGAUUUCCGCACGUUCGAAACAACCGACGUAUCCGACCGGCUCGCGCGCCAAUUCACCGGGUUCCACGGCCGCAUAAUCCGCUACGGUCUGCGGCUCUCACUCGGCCACAUGUUCUUUGCCGCGAUCGAAUUGCAGCCUACCACUAGCGUCUUUUCGCCGUUCGGGAACGACUUCCUGGGCGAGCGCGAAAGGCUCGUGGUCUGGGGCCUCACCCUGGGUGUCCUGGCGGACUUCCUGGAUAUGCUGCCACCUGCGGGCGGCACGUUGGAUAUGUGGGUGUGGCCCACGCUCACGGCGCCGGAUGUGCAGUUGGUUGCAAAGGUGAUGACGUCAGGCUUGAGGAAGAGGAAUUUGGAGGCGGCGAGGGAAGCAGUGGCGAGCGGGAGAAACGACAGAGGGAGUACUGUUCAUAUGCUGUUGGAGGGCUACCUGAUUGAAGUCAGGAAGGCGGUGUGGAUUACCAUCGCGGCGAGAGCGGCGGUAGGGACGGCGGUUAUUGGCACCGUCUUGGCGAGGUGGCUCAAGUGAGCUGAGUGAGCGGUAGAUGCCCGUAGAUAUAGCGAUUAACAUAGACAUAGAUUAGACAGAGUAGAUAUCAUGGAGAAUGAUGUAAGUAGGAUACACAUAUCAUCAUCUCACCCACCCCGAUCACAUGACACUAACCAGCCCUACCGCCCGUAGGAUCCGUAGGAUCCCU
Tricharina praecox is the source of this 1408-nucleotide messenger RNA. RefSeq names its product NUDIX family hydrolase. Lineage: Eukaryota; Fungi; Ascomycota; Pezizomycetes; Pezizales; Pyronemataceae. The transcript is spliced from 3 exons. Gene Ontology annotation, molecular function: coenzyme A diphosphatase activity. The coding region runs from base 145 to 1239 and encodes 364 amino acids. The record is from RefSeq and is a predicted model, not a curated record.